Neopsephotus bourkii (Bourke's parrot) is the source of this 1976-nucleotide messenger RNA. RefSeq names its product NIPA like domain containing 1 (gene NIPAL1). The transcript has 6 exons. The record is from RefSeq and is a predicted model, not a curated record. Gene Ontology annotation, biological process: magnesium ion transport. Gene Ontology annotation, molecular function: magnesium ion transmembrane transporter activity. Bases 325 to 1413 code for a protein of 362 amino acids. Lineage: Eukaryota; Metazoa; Chordata; Aves; Psittaciformes; Psittacidae. Gene Ontology annotation, cellular component: membrane.
UGAUUCUAUGAGCGUGGCACUACUGAUGCUGGGGAAGCUCCUGUGCUGCUUCUCUCAAGGCUGGCUCAUGUCUAGACCGUCUUCUCAGCAGUUUUUGUGCGUUUUUGUGAAUGGGGGCUUGCCAGGGAACAAAUCCUUGCUGCUUCUCCAUACACCCACUUUCAGCCCCAGUAGCCAGGCCUUGGUGAAACUGACCUUGGUAUUUCCUGAGUGACCAAGAAAGGCUUUUUGUGUGCUGUGCUCUCUCUUGCUUGCCGUAACUCCUGCCUAGCAUGGUGCCAGAUCAUAAAUGUGUCUGAAUCGUGUUCUUCUCUCCUCGCCUCUAUGGAUGGGACUGUCAGUGAAACAAACCAGAGCAUUUCCAUGCUUGCUGGAAGCAGAUAUCAUCUCUAUGUUGGCUUGGCUCUGGCACUAGGCUCCAGUGCUUUUAAUGGUUCUAGUUUCAUACUGAAGAAGAAAGGACUUCUGAAACUGGCAGACAGAGGAGUCCCCCGAGCUGGCCAAGGUGGAUAUUCUUAUUUGAAGGAAUGGCUUUGGUGGGCAGGACUGCUAUCAAUGGGAUUAGGAGAAGCUGCAAACUUUGCUGCCUAUGCCUUUGCACCUGCAACCUUAGUUACUCCCUUGGGUGCACUGAGUGUUCUCAUAAGUGCUAUAUUGUCAUCCUAUCUUUUAAAUGAGAAGCUGAAUAUUCAUGGAAAGCUGGGCUGUGUACUGAGCAUUUUGGGGUCAACAGUCAUGGUUAUCCAUGCCCCUGAGGAGGAGGAGGUCACCUCACUAGAUGAGAUGGAAAGAAAGCUGCAAGAUCCAGCAUUUGUUACAUUUGCUGUUCUACUAACAGUUGUUGCCCUUGUGCUGAUUUUUAUCGUGGCUCCAAAGAGAGGCCAGACAAAUAUUCUGAUCUACAUUUUAAUUUGCUCACUCAUUGGUGCCUUCUCUGUCUCAUCUGUGAAAGGCCUGGGCAUUGCCAUUAAGCAGAUGCUGGAGCAGAAGCCAGUUUAUCGACAUCCGUUGGUUUAUAUUUUGGUGGGCAUCUUAGUGCUCUCAGUCAGCACCCAGAUCAACUAUCUCAAUAAAGCAUUAGAUGUGUUCAAUACAUCUGUAGUGACACCUAUUUAUUAUGUGUGUUUCACCACAACGGUUGUGACAUGCUCCAUCAUCCUGUUCAAGGAGUGGAGUAGUAUGGACCUGGGUGAUAUCAUUGGAACCCUGAGUGGUUUCUGCACUAUCCUCACUGGCAUUUUUCUACUUCAUGCUUUCAAAAAUACUAACAUCACCUGGAGUCAGUUGAUGUCCACUGUUGCCAAAGAACCAUCAUUAGCACACCAAGAAUAUGAAACCUGUCACACCUUACUGGAGAGCAUGGAAGACCCUGCUUUGGCAUAUGAGGAGGACAAUGUUUUAUUCAGUCAAUGAAACUCUGAAGCGGUGCUCAUCAUCGAAGUAUCAUGAAUUGCAGACUCAGCUCAACUGUGUGUACCAGAAUGCUGCUCUGUUCUGCAGUCCUCUGGAAAACCAUCUGUAAAGCCAGUUAAGUGUGGGCUGCUCCUCUGUGUGCCCACUGUUGGUAGUAAUGAAUGCAAAUGUUCAAUAAUUAACAUGACAGAGACCUGAUGGUGAUUGUAUAUUAGGCAAUGAAAAACCUUGUCCUUUUUUUUUUUUGUGCAGCAUCUCCUAUUGGAGAUUUUUAGCAGAAAACGAUGGUCUUUGUAAGCUAUAUUUACAAAGUGCAAUUUUCCCAUCAUGAUAAGAGAUAAAUCUGUGCUGAAGUGACAAGUACUUUGUUACAGCCUUAAUAUUUCAGGCUUUAUUCAUAUUUUUGUACUUUAUUGGCAAGCAAAUUUGUAGAUGUUCUACAUGAAGAAUAUUCAUUGGAGAUACAAUGCGAAGAAAACACUGUUUAACCAUUUCAGCUUUGAUUAUACAAUUAUGCAAUAUUUUUUCACUUUUGAUCACUUACCAAUGAACCUUGAAAAGAU